Messenger RNA from Paraphaeosphaeria sporulosa, 1152 nucleotides. RefSeq lists its product as uncharacterized. Lineage: Eukaryota; Fungi; Ascomycota; Dothideomycetes; Pleosporales; Didymosphaeriaceae. Bases 1 to 1152 code for a protein of 383 amino acids. The transcript is spliced from 2 exons. Gene Ontology annotation, molecular function: protein binding. The record is from RefSeq and is a predicted model, not a curated record.
AUGAACACGCUCUGGCGUCAGCAACGCACCACCGGGAAAGCCGUCUAUAUCAUCACAAAUGAAGCAGAGAAUGCAGUCGUCGCACUUCCAAUCCGGAAAGAUGGAACUCUCGCAGCUGGCAGGUCCACCAAGACCGGUGGUGCUGGAGCAGUCAUGGUCGGAGCAGCUUCAGGAAAUCCCCAGCUCCCUGAUGGACUGGCUAGCCAGUCGUCACUGUCUGUUCUUGGAAACAACAUCUUCGCUGUCAACUCCGGCUCAAACACCCUUUCCAUGCUAGCAAUCAAUCCCAACGACCCAUCAUGCUUGACGAUGGUGGGCCAGCCCGUCGCAGUACCAGGCGAGUUCCCAAACACCGUCGCCGCCUCAGCAAAGAACAACCUCGUAUGCGUUGCGACCACGGGAGCCGUAGCCGGAGUGUCCUGCGCCUCCUUCUCCGACCAAGGAAUCGGACCCAUGGACAAGCUUCGUCCCUUCGACAUUGGCCAAUCUACACCACCCAAAGGCCCUCUAAACACCGUCUCGCAGACUCUCUUCUCAGGCGACGAAAUGAAGCUCCUCACAAUGGUGAAGGGCGACCCCCCAAACAACAAAACCGGCUUCAUCUCCGUCUUCGACGUCCAGCGCCAGUGGCGCCGCCCCUCGACGCUCGCCACUCAAGGCGUUCGCAGCUCACCAAACGGCACCGCGGUCCUCUUCGGCACAUCCCGCAUCCCGGGGAGCCCCAACUCAUUCUUCGCAACCGACGCUUCCUUCGGCGCCGCCGUCAUAUCCCUGGACCAGAACGGCACCGCGACCGCCGCACACAGCCAGGCACUCGACGGCCAGAAGGCGACAUGCUGGGCCACCGUCUCGAGCGCUUCGCGCUCCGCGUUCGUCACUGACGUCGGUCGCGACCUGAUCGUCGAGAUGAGCCUCAGCGAUGCAAGCAUCAUCAAGCAAUACGACCUCUCGGCGAAUGGCGACCCAGGGCUGAUCGAUCUGGCGAGCGGCGGUAACUUUGUGUACGCUUUGUCGCCUGGAAACGGGACCACGGGUGCGGCGAUUACGGUGUUAGAUGUUUCGGGUGGCAAGGGAGGAGCGAAGCAGGCGCAAAGGUUUAGCCUGGCUGGACUUGCGAGUAGCACUGCACAGGGUAUGGCGGUGUUGAUGUGA